Messenger RNA from Puntigrus tetrazona (Sumatra barb), 1711 nucleotides. RefSeq names its product serpin B6-like. The record is from RefSeq and is a predicted model, not a curated record. The coding region runs from base 171 to 1484 and encodes 437 amino acids. The transcript is spliced from 8 exons. NCBI's taxonomy places the organism in Eukaryota, Metazoa, Chordata, Actinopteri, Cypriniformes, Cyprinidae. Gene Ontology annotation, biological process: negative regulation of endopeptidase activity. Gene Ontology annotation, molecular function: serine-type endopeptidase inhibitor activity.
ACAUUCCCUCCACGCUGAGCUCUAACAAGCCUUUAUUUUGACAGGAAGACGAUUUGGUUUAGAGGCAGGGUUUUUGGGGCGAGGCAGCAUUUAUUAGGAUGACAUUCAGAAGAAAAUUCAUUCAUCUCCAACACACUCCAAACCCCUUCUGAAUACUCUAGCUUGUGAAAAUGGAGGUUUUGCCUGCAGCAAACACGCAGUUCUCUCUCAACCUGUUCAAGAAGAUCAGCGAAGGAAACGCCUCAAAAAAUGUGUUCUACUCUCCGAUCAGCAUCUCCUCGGCUCUGGCCAUGGUGUCUCUCGGAGCUAAAGGAAACACGGCGGAGCAGAUGUUUAAGGUCCUGAGUUUUACCAAUCCUCCCAAACCCAGUGCAGCAACUCCAGGUCCUCACCAACAAGACCAGAAACCCCAGAUAUCCUGCGGCGUCAAGGGUCAACAUGGACCGUCAAUGAUGCAACAAACCCAGACGUUUGAGCUACCUCCUGAACUUAAGAGAUGUUCUGCUCAGCCGGCACAUGGGCAAAAAACCGAGGAGCAAGUUCAUUCCAGCUUCAACAAGCUCAUGAGUGAACUGAAGAAACCAGGAGUCCCGUAUGUGUUGAGUCUCGCCAACCGCCUCUACGGAGAGCAAUCCUACCAGUUUGUGGAGAAAUUCCUUAAUGACGCAAAAAGGUACUAUGAAGCCGGACUGGAGAAGGUGGACUUCAAGAAGAAAUCCGAGGAUGCACGUGUCAACAUCAACAAAUGGGUGGAGAAAAACACUCAAGGAAAGAUCAAGGACUUGCUUCCAAAGGAUUCUAUCGAUGCGAUGACGAGACUGGUCUUGGUGAACGCCAUCUACUUCAAGGGGAACUGGGAGAAGAAAUUCCCAAAGGAAGCCACCACAGACGGACAGUUCAGGCUGAACAAGACUCAAACUAAACCAGUGAAGAUGAUGUAUCUAAAGGCAGAGUUUUCUCUGGCCUUGAUCCCGGAGAUGAACAGUCAGGUUCUGGAGCUGCCGUAUGUCGGGAAGAAUCUCAGUAUGUUGAUCAUCCUUCCUAACGAUUUUCAAGACGAAACCACCGGCCUUCAGAAGCUUGAAAAGGCACUGACCUACGAGAAGCUCAUGGAGUGGACGAGACCUGAAGUCAUGCGUCAACAAGAAGUUCAGGUAUCUCUGCCCAGAUUCAAGAUGGAGGAAACCUACGACAUGAAGAGUCUUCUGAUCAGCAUGGGAAUGGAGGACGUGUUUGACGGGAAGAAGGUCGAUCUUUCAGGCUUGUCUCCCAACAAUGAUCUGGUGGUGACGAAGGUGAUCCAUAAAGCCUUUGUUGAAGUAAACGAGGAAGGAACCGAAGCGGCUGCAGCCACCGGCGUGGUUAUGAUGACGAGGUGUAUGAGGCUCUCACAGGUCUUCUACGCAGAUCAUCCGUUCCUUUUCUUCAUCCGACACAAUCCAACCAAGAGCAUUCUGUUUCACGGACGCUUCUGUUCUCCUUGAGCGAGUCCUGCUCCUUCAGACCCAUCUAGCCAGUUUAGUUUACUUGAUGUGCUUGUAAUUGAAAUGCAUUACGGUCGUCUCGGUCUCAACUGUUGAUGAUAAUUCAGAUGUCGUGCUUUAGCGCGGGUCUCUGGAUGUCAUAAAUAUAAUCAAACGCAUCCGUUUAUAUUACACACUUGGGUUUUUUUUUUGCAGAUUAUCUGAAAACAAUAAAAGAUAGAAAACGA